Molossus molossus (Pallas's mastiff bat) is the source of this 612-nucleotide messenger RNA. RefSeq names its product interferon-induced transmembrane protein 3-like. The coding region runs from base 104 to 526 and encodes 140 amino acids. The record is from RefSeq and is a predicted model, not a curated record. Gene Ontology annotation, biological process: response to interferon-beta; negative regulation of viral genome replication; response to type II interferon. Gene Ontology annotation, cellular component: plasma membrane. Lineage: Eukaryota; Metazoa; Chordata; Mammalia; Chiroptera; Molossidae. The transcript has 2 exons.
ACCACAGCCAAAAUAAAACCUUUGAGGAAAAUGAAACUAACAAGGAAAGGGAGCACCCAACUCGAUCCCGGGAUCUGCACAACUUCUCCUCUGCUUUCACACCAUGGACCACAGCUCCCAGCCCUUCUUCUCUGGCACCCACACCAGAGAACCUGCAUCGUUUGAGGUGCUCAAAGAGGAACAUGAGGUGUCCGUGCUGGGGGGUCCCCAGAGCUCGAUGCAAGAGAGGACGACCGUGAUCAACAUCCAGCCUGAGACUGCAGUGCCCGACCACAUCGUCUGGUCCCUGUUCAACACGAUCUUCUUCAACACCUGCUGCCUGGGCUUCGUGGCCUUCGCCUACUCCGUGAAGUCUAGGGACCGGAAGAUGGUGGGAGACGUGAUUGGGGCCCAGACCUAUGGGUCCACCGCCAAGUGCCUGAACAUCUGGGCCCUGGUCUUGAACCUCCUGGUCAUAAUUGGCACAGUCGUCACAGUCAUCGUUAUUGUGGUCACUUCAGUGUAUCGCUUUCCCGGAGGUUACUAGCAGCUGCCCACCGGAGGCUGUCACCCUUUCACAGCUGUUUAAACACCCGUGUCUACAAUGGAACUCAAUAAAGGACGUGUGUGGGA